AUGAGUACACUCGUAUUGCGAUUACCUGUCGUCUACAACGACCUUGGACGCCAAAUAUGCCCUUGUCGUGGGGACAAGGAGAGUGGGAGAUUUGAGUAUAGUUACCUACUGUGCCGAAGAAUUAUGAAUCAGCUUGAGCAAGAUUUACGGACUAAACCGAUUUGCCUGAUUGUUCUUGGUAUGGCUGGCUCAGGCAAAACGACAUUUGUGAAGAAGCUAAAUGAGUAUUUAACAGUUUCAUCAAAUUCGUCGUAUACAAUUAAUUUAGACCCAGCAGUUCAUCAUAUUCCAUACAAUUCUAACAUUGAUAUUCGCGAUACUGUCAAGUUUAAAGAGGUCAUGAAACAGUAUGGUUAUGGUCCAAAUGGAGCUAUUAUGACAUCGUUGAAUUUUUUCGCCUCACAAUUUCAUAAAGUUGUGGAUAUAAUUAACAACAACUCCGGAAAGUAUUCCUAUGUAAUAAUUGAUACACCUGGACAGAUCGAAGUGUUCACAUGGUCUGCUUCAGGAAGUAUUAUUACAGAACUAUUAGGCAAUUCUUUUCCUACUCUGAUUAUCUACGUAAUGGAUACUCCACGAAGUCACAAUCCUAUCACAUUCAUGUCUAACAUGCUCUAUGCUUGCAGUGUGUUGUAUAAAAUGCAACUUCCGUUUAUAUUAGUUCUCAAUAAAACUGAUAUUAUAGACUGUGAUUUCGCUAUCCAAUGGAUGAGGGACUUUGAAACAUUUCAAGAUGCUCUAGCUGGUCAUCAUCAAUCAACUGAUGGACCGUCUGAAUUAGAAGGUGAUAAUCCUUGUCCUGGGACAUCACCAUACAUGAAUAGUCUGGUUCAUUCUAUGUCAUUAGUAUUAGAUGAAUUCUAUAGUACUUUGCGUUGUUGUGGUAUCUCGUCGAUAACUGGUGAAGGCAUGACAAAGUUUGUGGAAGAGAUUGAUGAAGCCAAAGAAAAAUACUUUAAGAUAAAUCUUCCAAGUUUGUAUGCUAAACAAGAAAAAAACAAGCAAGAUUCAAGCGAUAAAUCUAGUAAGUCUCACUCAUCUAAACAUGGACCAAUGCUUUUGGAUUUGGCUGGUAAUGAUGAUGAAGCUGAAAAUGAUCCACUACCUGAUGUUGAUGGUAUAGAAAUUCGUCCACACAGUGAUUCAGAUAAUGAUGAUAACGAUGAAUUUGUGGAAUCAAAAGAUUUCACAUCUAUUCAAAAUAAAUUUCAACAGUCAUGCUCUGUUGAUCCUGUUAGUUCUACGAACUGUGAAAAUUAA
This is a messenger RNA of Schistosoma rodhaini, 1260 nucleotides long. Lineage: Eukaryota; Metazoa; Platyhelminthes; Trematoda; Strigeidida; Schistosomatidae. The record is from the annotation of a GenBank genome assembly.